Branchiostoma belcheri (Belcher's lancelet) is the source of this 1861-nucleotide messenger RNA. Its product is annotated as protein NLRC5-like. Gene Ontology annotation, molecular function: caspase binding; death receptor binding. Gene Ontology annotation, cellular component: CD95 death-inducing signaling complex; cytoplasm. The transcript has a single exon. NCBI's taxonomy places the organism in Eukaryota, Metazoa, Chordata, Leptocardii, Amphioxiformes, Branchiostomatidae. The record is from RefSeq and is a predicted model, not a curated record. Gene Ontology annotation, biological process: positive regulation of extrinsic apoptotic signaling pathway; TRAIL-activated apoptotic signaling pathway. The coding region runs from base 11 to 1861 and encodes 616 amino acids.
UAGCCUGACGAUGUACAUGUCAGAAACUUCGGUAGCCACAGAGAUAAAGUUGCCAAACAAGUUGGCAGGUAAAAACCUACUCAAAAUGUAUCCAUUCAGCAAAUCUAAAGCCGUCAAAGAUGUUAGCCAUGACCAACAAAUCCGCUGUUUAAGUUAUCUGCCCUUAUGCAAGACUAAGUCACCGUACGCUAAGAGCCUGUACUUCAAACAAACUGACAAAGCGUUAGUCGUUAAUCACAUUGAGAAGUAUCUUUUGCACUGCCCCUCACUGACAACUCUUACCGUCCAAAAGGAACUGGUCAAUGUAGAAGGUUUUUCCAACAUUGCUCGAUGUUUUCUAUUUUCUCCAUCUCUCAGUGCAUUAACAUUUCGUGGCAAGAAGUCUGCAUUGCAGGAUGACAUUGAAACAAAUGCAAAAUCAUUUGCAAGAAGGUGUCUUGCUUUAUGUAAAGAGUUGAAUGUUUUGAAACUUACUUACUUAAAAGUUGUAAACUUACCUCCCCUCCCCAACUUGGAGGAGAUAGAUCUCAGUCACAAUAACAUUAGUGAUGAAGCACUGUCUGGUCUGGUUGAAGGUCUUGGUUCAUGUCAGUACCUGAAGAAGGUGAAACUUGAUUAUAACAGUUUGUCAACCUGGGGAGACUUCUUACCUUUCCUCCCCAACUUGGAGGAGAUAAAUCUCAGUUACAAUAACAUACGUGACGAGGCAUUGUCUGGUCUAGCCAAAGGCCUAUUUUCAUCUGAGAGUUUGACGACUGUUAAUCUCACCCACAAUGAAAUCUCCAAUAAGGGAGCAUUGUUGUUACUUCUACAAGGGAGACACAAACAGCUGCAGUUGACAAUUGGAAUGAAUGAAAUAUCUGGUGAUCUUGUAUCUCUCCUCUGUAACUUGAGGGAUACUAGCGAGGUAACAAAACUUGAUCUCAUGAAAAAUAGAUACCUAUGCACUAGUGAUGUCCACCUUCUACUGCAGUUCCUCCCUCAGCUGCCCAACCUGCAGGAGUUAGCACUUUGUGUCAGCUGUCAGGGGGAGGAGGAGGCUGAACACAUCAACCAGCUGUAUGGUGUUCGGCAUCUGUUGAAGAAGCUGAAACUAAAGGACUGUUCGUUGGAAAACAUGAUAAAACUCUCAACUCAGAUGUUUCAACACCUGACUCUGUUAGAAGCGAUAGAUCUCAGUAACAAUGCCAUUAGUGAUGAGGCAGUGCCUGGUCUUGUGGAAGGUCUUGGUUCAUGUCAGAACCUGAAGAAGGUGAACUUUAAUUAUAACAGGUUGCAUAACAGGGGAGACUUCUUACCUCCCCUCCCCAACUUGGAGGAGAUAGAUCUCAUAGGCAACGUCAUUAGUGACGAGGCAGUGCCUGGUCUUGCUGGAGGUCUUGUUUCAUGUCAGAAGCUGAAGAAGGUGCACCUUAGUGAAAACAAGAUGUCUGAUGUUGGAGAACUGAUAAACACCUUUAUCAACCUUCCCAUCCUGACACGUGUAGAUAUUGCUUUCAACUCCAUCCGUGACGAGUCUCUCCCCGCCAUACAUGUAGCUGCAUGGCUGAAGGUUAGCACAGCUGUGGAGACAGUCAGGCUGGACAAUAACGGGUUCAGUGCUGAAGGAGUCCGAGAUUUUGUGAGAACCAUGAAGGGCAAGGCUUACUGGCGGCAUUUUGGUGUCCUCCUGUAUGACGGCAGCCUGGCUGAUGUGGGCGAGUCUGUGGAAUCAGGUGGGGAGGGUGCACUGAGGGAGGAACAGCAGUGGGAGAGGUUGAGGGGGGAUACAGGUUUGAUUUAUGUGAAGGCCAGACAACUGACAGUUUGGAUUGAUCAUAAAGGUCCCAGGUCAAAUAAUACACAGCUAGCAUCGCCUUAA